Cuscuta epithymum is the source of this 2421-nucleotide messenger RNA. The record is from the annotation of a GenBank genome assembly. Lineage: Eukaryota; Viridiplantae; Streptophyta; Magnoliopsida; Solanales; Convolvulaceae.
CAAAUACGGAGUAACGAGUAAACAGGCCCAGCACAUCGCCAUCCUAAUAAAUCAACCUCCACGGACGAUGAGCAGACCUCAAAACAUGACGGAUCUCUUACAGCUUUCAUUUCUUCCCCGUGAUAUCCUUUUCCAGAUCCUGGUUCGACUUGGCGCCAGAUCUCGGGGGAAGCUAAGCUGCGUUUCUAAAUCUUUCCGCUCCAUAUUGACCGAUCCAAGUUUCGCAGAGUUUCAUCGAAAUUGGUCAGCGGCUCUUAACCACGGCACAACCAUCCUCUUCUCUAUUUGGCAUAUGCUUACGAUGGAUCAUCAUCACCCACUCCCGUGUCCUGUGCUCGUUUCCACGCCACAUCAAUUUUACACCAUAAACUAUACAGAAGAUCGAGCCGGAGAUCUCGUUCAAGCAAAAAUUGUUCCGCAUAUGGACAAAGUAUGGGUCGGGUAUGGAAGAUCUGUGUCUUUUGCCAAAGAUCAAAUAUGUUUCUUCCACGAGCAAACCCAUCCAGAUUUGAAUGUUUUAAACCUUGCCGCAGGACAACGUACUACUCUCCCGGCAAUCCCCGGGUUUUCCUGUGCGCUCUCGGGUUACGAUGGCGUUUCGGGAACAUACAAGGUUUUGCUGUCGGUAAUUAACUUUUACAGGAGGACUGUGAAGUACUGGGUGUUCACACUCGGUGCGGAUAAAACGUGGAGGGAGAUCAAGAGCCCUGUAUUGUUUUACUUAAGCAGACGUUUCAUGAAUAGCGUUUGCAUUAAUGGCGUGAUCUAUUCCUACAAUGAGCUCUGUGGCCGCUGGUGGGAGACAUUUGGGAAAUCUCCCAUCGGGCUGGUGGCAUUCGAUGUUCGGUCGGAGAGUUUCCACCUGAUACCUCUUCCUCCAACUAUUUGUGAAGAAGAUGUGAGAAAAUCCUCUUUACUAGAAUUCAGAGGGCUAUUAGCUGUCAUUUAUCUCCAUCAGAACAAGCAAUUUAUUGCUUGGACAUUGGGGACGGCAGCAGAGACAACAGCAAAAUCGACAUCUUGCUGGAAGAAGCAUACUUUCCCCUUCCCAUUGGGCAGUGAAUUGUUUUCGAAGCCUUUUAUUACUGCUACUCCAGCUGGGGAAAUCGUAGUGUUAACGCUGAAUGGAAUAACUUCUUCUCUUUGGGUUUUAUUGGAUAAAUUCGGGGCAGACUCCAUUUGGAAGAAAAUUCGAAUUAUGGAUGUGAGUGACUGUCCUAGUGUCAAAGAAGCAUUCGAAGUUGUGGAUGCACAAAACAUUGUCGAGAAUCUCUUUCACUUGAAAUAAUUUUGCCUGCAAAACCCAUGGCUGUCUGGUCUUGUCCACCUUACCAUUUCAUUUCAUCACUUGGCAUUUCCCAACCUUUCAUUUACUUUAGUUUUUGCUUCUUAGCUAGGCCUUAUUUGCUAAAUAUUCUUCACCUAUCCCCCUAGAACAUCUCUGUGCCACGGGCAUUCUGGUGUUUCGGGGAUGUACAAGGUUUUUAUGUCGGACGCUGAAAAGUACUGGGUGUUCACACGGGGCGUGGAUGAAGUUUGGUGACAGAUUAACAGCUCUGUAGUGUGCUACUGUGUAGCAAUUUUCUUGAAUAGUGUUUGCAUUAAUGGCAUGAUCUAUUUUGCUGGUAUUACAGCCUCUCGCAUAGGCUCCAACCUGGUGACGUUAGACGUCAGGUCCGAGAGUUUCCACCUGAUACCUAUUCCUCCAGCAACAUAUCAAGAAAUCAGAGGAUCCUCGUUGUUAGAAUUGGAUGGGCGGCUGGCUUUCAUUCAUGUCCAUCAGAACAGGCAGAUUAGUACUUGGACCUUGGAGACUGCUGCGGAAUCGUCAUUUUGCUGGAAGAAGCAUGCUUUCCCCCUUCCAUUGGAGGCAGACAUUGAAUCAAUUUGGAUUACCUCAAUUACUGCUACUCUAACCGGGGAAAUUGUACUGCUAACGCUGAAGGAAACACCUUCUCUUUGGGUUUUAUUUGAUAAGUUCGGGGCAUACCCUGUAUGGUCGAAAUUUGGAAUUACUAGACUUGCUGACUUUCCUAAGGUACUUGCGAAUCAAUCGAAACUGUCGAGGUGCAAAUCAUUGCCGAGAAUAUCUUGCACUUGGAAUAAUCUGGCCUGCAAGACUUCUUGAACAAAUGCCAUGCUGGUCUUCUCCUCCACUUUAUCAUUUCAUUUCAUCAUUAUCAAUUAUCAUCAUGAGUUACACUCUUACCUUUAUCUUCCCUUUAUCUUCUUAAAUUUCUUCUACUUAGAUAGUCAGAUAGAGUAAUUAUUAAUUAAGUCUUCAAGUAUAUAUAGUCCACGUACCUAAUUUUUUUUUAGGGAUUUUAUUGGGAUUAAUUACAAUUUGGUUGAUUUCUUAUGUUAGUGUGACUAUUAGCUUGGUGCAUGUUUAAAUCGUUUAAGUAAAUGUUACAUCGAGCA